This is a messenger RNA of Neomonachus schauinslandi (Hawaiian monk seal), 1592 nucleotides long. RefSeq names its product pleckstrin homology and coiled-coil domain containing D1 (gene PLEKHD1). The transcript is spliced from 13 exons. NCBI's taxonomy places the organism in Eukaryota, Metazoa, Chordata, Mammalia, Carnivora, Phocidae. The record is from RefSeq and is a predicted model, not a curated record. Bases 72 to 1592 code for a protein of 506 amino acids.
CCGGAGCCCCGCGUCUGUGCCGGCCCCGGGGAGUGGGUGGGCCCGGCCCGGGGCAGCCCCGCCGAGGCAGGAUGUUCACGUCCAAGUCCAACUCGGUGUCGCCCUCGCCGUCCCUGGAGCAGGCUGACUCGGACGCGCUGGACAUCAGCACCAAAGUGCAGCUCUACGGUGUGCUGUGGAAGCGGCCCUUCGGGAGGCCGUCCGCCAAGUGGUCCCGGCGGUUUUUCAUCAUCAAAGAGAGCUUUCUUCUUUACUACUCUGAGAGCGAAAAAAAGAACUUUGAAAGCAAUAAAUACUUCAAUAUACAUCCUAAGGGCGUCAUCCCCCUGGGAGGCUGCCUGGUGGAGGCCAAGGAAGAACCCAGCAUGCCCUAUGCCAUGAAAAUCUCCCACCAGGACUUCCAUGGCAACAUCUUGCUGGCUGCCGAGUCCGAGUUUGAGCAGACCCAGUGGCUGGAGAUGCUACAGGAGUCCGGGAAGGUGACUUGGAAGAAUGCCCAGCUGGGAGAAGCCAUGAUCAAAAGCCUGGAGGCCCAGGGGCUGCAGUUGGCCAAGGAAAAACAAGAGUAUUUAGACAAACUGAUGGAGGAGACGGAAGAACUCUGCCUUCAGAGGGAGCAGAGAGAGGAGCUUGAGCGCCUUAACCAGGUGCUGGAGGCCGAGAAGCAGCAGUUUGAGGAGGUGGUGCAGGAGCUGAAAAUGGAGCAGGAGCAGAUCAAAAGGGAGCUAGAACUGACUGCAAGAUGCCUCAAGGGUGUGGAGCAGGAGAAGAAGGAGCUGAGGCACCUUACAGAGUCCUUGCAGCAGACGCUGGAGGAACUCUCCAUAGAGAAGAAGAAAACCCUGGCAAUGCUGGAGGAGAAUGAGAACCAGCUGCAGACACUGGCCAAUCAGAGUGAGCGGCCCCCUCCCAGUGGGGGUCUCCAUAGCAACCUGAGGCAGAUAGAAGAGAAGAUGCAGCAGCUCUUGGAGGAGAAGCUCCUGGCUGAGAAGCGGAUGAAGGAGAACGAGGAGCGCUCACGGGCCCUGGAGGAGGAGCGGGAGUUCUACUCGAGCCAGUCCCAGGCGCUGCAGAACUCGCUGCAGGAGCUGACCGCAGAAAAACAGCAGGCCGAGCAGGAGCUCAAGGCGGAGGUGAAGGUCCGCAUGGACCUGGAGAGGCGUCUGCGGGAGGCAGAGGGGGCCUUGCGGAGCCUGGAACAAGGACUCAACUCCAAGGUGCGGAACAAGGCGAAGGAGGAGAGGAUGCGGGCUGACGUGAGCCAUCUGAAAAGGUUCUUCGAGGAGUGCAUCCGGAACGCGGAGCUGGAGGCCAAGAUGCCGGUCAUCAUGAAGAACUCGGUGUACAUCCACAAGGCGGCCACUCGCCGCAUCAAGAGCUGCCGCUUCCACCGGCGCCGGUCCAGCACCUCCUGGAAUGACAUGAAGCCGUCGCAGUCUUUCAUGACCUCCCAGCUGGAUGCCAACAACAUGGAGGAGCUAAAGGAGGUGGCCAAGAGGCUCAGCCGGGACCAGCGCUUCCGAGAAUCCAUCUACCACAUCAUGGCAAACCAGCCAGGAGCCCCCUCGGUGAUUCCCCGGGGUGGAAAGUGA